Messenger RNA from Toxoplasma gondii ME49, 2823 nucleotides. Its product is annotated as ATP binding protein, putative. NCBI's taxonomy places the organism in Eukaryota, Apicomplexa, Conoidasida, Eucoccidiorida, Sarcocystidae. The coding region runs from base 743 to 2038 and encodes 431 amino acids. Gene Ontology annotation, molecular function: ATP hydrolysis activity; GTPase activity. The transcript has 3 exons. The record is from RefSeq and is a predicted model, not a curated record.
UCGAUCUUCAAAAACGCGCAGACUCCACACAGACGUGAAAACAAGCUAACAACAGCCUGUUUUCGUAGACUUCCAGUGCAUGCAUUCCGGUUGAGCGAGGUGUAUGUACACCUCACAAGGCCUGAGGAGGUCCGAAUUGCGAUGAGCGCAGGACCGGCUCUUCUCACUUCCACGCGCUGUGUCGCACCCCUUUCUUGAGUUUUUUGAAUUUCUUUGACGGACGUUUCCUCUCAACCGUUUUUCUUCUCCCGAGGAAAUCUCUUUACGUCUCUGUUUUUCUGCCGCAAACGACUCUGCGUCUCCUGAUCUCCUGAAUCCCCCCCAAAGCUGGAGUUGCAUGCGUUUUUCCUCGGACUGCUGAGCGGUCGUUUUCCGCAGUUUCUUCUUUUCCAAAGUCUACACUCCUCAUCGUUUGUCUGAAAGAACUUUUUGACGCGAAAAAAUGCGUCGCUAGCCUCGGCGCCUCUCGUUGUGGUGUAUCUUCUCGCGAUCUGCGGGUCGGCAUGUUUCCGCGCUCUUGGAAGAAAGGCAAUCGAAGCUGAGUUUUUAGGAAUUCCAUUAUUCUUCUCUCCCGUUUUUUUCGUUCCGUCUCUCCUCUGCAGAAUCCGUUGUCUGGUCUUUCUCCGUCUUUUUUCGCUCGACCCUUUCUGUGUUCAACGCGUUAGGAACCUUCCUCCGUUGCUUUUUUCGGCCCUCCUCUUCCCUCUUCUACGCUCUCCACUCACCUCACUUCACAGACAAAAUGGAGACCUCUUCUCCUUCCUCUUCUUCUUCUCUUCCCAUCUCUUCUCCGCCUCUCUCUUCUCCUCUCCUGUCUUCUUCCUCUUCCUCUUCUUCUUCCUCUUCUUCUUCCUCUUCUUCUUCUCCUUCCUCUUCUCCUUCCUCUUCUUCUUCUUCCUCUUCUUCUUCCUCUUCUUCUUCCUCUUCCUCUACUACUUCUUCUUCUUCCUUUGCUCGCAGCGCAGUCGUCGUGGUGAUUGUCGGAAUGGCCGGCAGUGGAAAGACGACGUUCGUUGCUGGGCUGCAGAGACAUUUGCGCGAGGUCUGCGGAAAGCGCGUGUACACCGUGAACUUGGAUCCCGCUGUCGUCUCUCUCGGCUACGAACCGAACAUCGACAUCCGCGACACCGUCGACUACAAGAAGGUGAUGCAGCACUACCGGCUCGGGCCGAACGGAGCAAUCUUGACUUCUCUGAACUUGUUUGCGACCAAGUUUGGAGACGUCCUGCAGCUGCUGGAGCAGCGGCGCGCCACCCAUGACGUCAUUCUCGUCGACACACCCGGCCAAAUCGAGGUUUUCACCUGGUCCGCCAGCGGAACCAUCAUUUUGGAGAGCUUGAGUGCGUCGCUCCCCACCUGCGUCUGCUACGUCCUCGAUACGCCCAGAUGCUCCAGACCUGUCACGCUGAUGAGCAACAUGCUGUACGCAUGCAGCGUCUUGUAUAAAGCGAAACUCCCUUUUCUGGGCUGUUUCAACAAAGUCGACGUCGCGAACCACCGACUCUGCCAAGAGUGGAUGGUCAACUACGACGCCUUCCAGGAGGCGCUGUUGACGGACGAAAGUUACCUGGCGAGUCUGAGCCGGUCGAGUGCGUUGAUGCUUGUCGAAUUCUACCGAGUCAUUCAGACUGUCGGUGUCUCCUCCGUCACAGGCGAGGGCAUGGCAGAUGUGGUGAUGCAGUUGGAGAGAUGUGCGGAGGAGUACCGAACAGACUUCCUGCCUUUUCUAGAGCAACAGAAAAGAACAAAGGAGCAGAGAGCUCGAGAGUCUGCUGAAGCUCAACUCGAGCGAUUCAAAAGAGACUACGACCCUUCAGUCCAAGCGGCGGCGCUCGCAGCCGUCGUCGCCCGCGGCUCUACGGCCGGUAAAAGUGUCUCUGGAGGCCAAGAGACAGUCUCUGGAGGCCAAGAGACAGUCUCUGGAGGCCAAGAGACAGUCUCUGGAGGUCAAGAGACAGUCUCUGGAGGUCAAGAGACAGUCACGUCGAGCCCAAAGAGACAGGAUGACCUCGCGGAAGUCGGCGCCUCGGAGGCGUAGAAGCAGGAGACCGGGGGGAAAUCCGAAGGAAAGAAACGAGUGGAUGCAAGGAGAGUCAAUCGGACAAGAAGGGGUGUUUUUUCAUCAAUGAGAGAAGACAUCGAGACAGCAUCGUUUUUUCAGAGACACAGGGGAUGUUGAAACGACAGAGGGAAAGCCUCGACGAAGAGGGUCAAGGAUUAACAUUCUUGAAAGCGUAUGUUGUCUGGGGAGGCGCUGAAAAGGAUAUUUGAAAGGGAAAUGGCACGUCGCGAGCGUCUAAUUUCUUCGGUUUCUAUUUUUUGUCUUUUCUCGAUGUGAGAGUGUCUGUUCAUUAGCUCUUGAAAACCUAUUUCUCUGCAUCCGUCUCUUCUCUGUGUCUCUCUUCUCUCCCAAAAGGGAGGUAUCAGUGUCAUCCGAUGUCAGGGUGCUUCCCUAGCUGCUUUCACACCAAACGGCUCCACCGACCCAGCGCCUGCUGUGCUUGUCAACAUACACAUAUAUAUACACCUCUAUUGACGUACUGGUUCACUUUUAUGCAGCGGCAUACAUACACAUACUUAUUGUUAUUACUGGUAUAUAUACCAUACGUAGAUCUGAGGGACCAGGUAUGUGACAAAGGAUGUCCCUGUUCAGCAAUUUGUUCGGCGCUUCGUUUCACCUGCGUCACGUGAAUUUCGAGGCGCUGGGAGGCGGGGCGUGUCUGUACACUCCGAAAACGCUUCUUCAGUUCGCUUUCUUUCUUCCAGAAACGCCAUUCGUGAUUGCCUGCCCUUUCAUGUCUUCCCCCUUUCCCUUCCCCCCCC